Molecule: messenger RNA, 1857 nt
Organism: Pseudogymnoascus destructans
Lineage: Eukaryota; Fungi; Ascomycota; Leotiomycetes; Thelebolales; Thelebolaceae
Exons: 3
Coding region: 244-1845 (533 amino acids)
Molecular function (GO): oxidoreductase activity, acting on paired donors, with incorporation or reduction of molecular oxygen; monooxygenase activity; iron ion binding
Source: RefSeq, a predicted model, not a curated record
GGACCGCGGAACAUAAACUUUGCGUGCAGGUCCAACAUUAUCCCGACUCGUCUUAUAUAUGUCGCCUCAUCCUAUGCAGACGACAGGUCCAGCUCGAGUCGAAUGGAGUGCCAUCGCCAGUUUCCUUACUGUUAGAGCGAGCCAUAUACCACCACCACCACCACCACCACCCACUAUAUAUCCCGUACAUACCUUGUGCUAACCCACAACCAUCAUAACCCACAACCAUCAUAACCCACAACCAUGAUUCAAGAUAUUCUCAACGACCUCACCAGGACCAACAUCGCCGUGGGUGUCUUCUGCCUCUGGGUUCUCUGGAACCUCGUCACGCGCAUCGAUGAGGAGAGGAGAAUUGCCGCCUACGGAAAACAUGCCCCCACCGUCAGGUGCUGGCUGCCAUACAAUCUCGACAUGGUAGGCAGAGCAGUCUACAACAGCCUACACAACAACAACUUCGGAGGCUGGCGCAAGCUCUUCGAGAACAACGGCCGCGGCCGCUACACCGUCGAAGCCCGCCCCGCCAGCCAGCGCAUAAUCCUCACCGCCGAACCCGAGAACAUCAAAGCCAUCCUCGCGACCCAAUUCGGCGAUUUCGGCAAAGGCAAGCCCUUCCACAAUGACUGGAAGCCCUUUCUGGGGGACAGCAUCUUCACCACCGACGGGGAUGCGUGGCAUGCGUCGCGCCAGCUGAUUCGCCCGCAGUUCGUCAAGGAUCGGGUGAGUGAUUUGCAUACAUUCGAGAAGCAUGUGCAGACGCUUAUGACGGCGAUUGCGAAUGGGGGGGUGGUUGGGAUGCCGGGGGUGGCGACGGAUGGGGUGGCGCAGGGGAGGGUGGUGGAUGUUAGUGAUUUGUUCUUUCGGUAUACGCUUGAUUCCUCGACCGACUUCUUGUUGGGGCAUAGUGUGGAUAGUCUACGUACGCCGAUUCAGGAGUUUGCUGAGGCUUUUGGCGAGGUGCAGAGGGUUCAGAGUAUUAUCGCUCGUGCUGGACUCCUCAACUGGCUCGUCCCCCGCGGCUCCUUCAACGCCGGCCUCAAAGUAAUGAACACCUUCAUCGACCAAUACAUCGACCGCACCCUCGCCUUCACCUCCGCCGAGCUGGACUCCAAAGCCAAAUCCUCCUCGUACAACUUCCUCCACGCCCUCGGCGGCUUCACUCGCGACCGCAAAAUGCUGCGCGACCAACUCACCGCCGUCCUCCUCGCCGGCCGCGACACCACCGCCUCAACCCUAUCCUGGACAUUCUACGAGCUCGCGCGCCACCCUGUUGCGUUCAAGAAGCUGAGGCAGGAGAUUAUGGAUGUGAUUGGCGAGACGGAUGCGCCGACUUAUGAGGAUUUGAAGAAUAUGAAAUACCUCCAGCAUACUAUGAAUGAGGUGCUCCGCCUCUACCCGGUCAUCCCAUUCAACGUGCGCUUGUCCCUCAAAGACACCACCCUCCCCUUCGGCGGCGGCCCCGACGGCAAAUCACCCAUCGGCGUUCUCAAAGACACACCCGUCGCGUACUCAACCCUGGUCAUGCAGCGGCGCAAAGACCUGUACCCCAUCAACGACGACCCGAACAUGGGGGUCGAGGUCUUCAACCCCGAUCGCUGGUUCGGAUGGCAGCCGAAACCCUGGACGUAUAUCCCGUUCAACGGCGGACCGAGACUGUGUAUUGGACAGCAAUUCGCGCUGACGAAUAUGGGGUAUACAAUUGUGAGGAUGCUGCAGAGGUUUGACCGCGUGGAUAGUUUUAUGCCGGAGGGGCCCAUGGGGGUCCCGAUUAUGAAGGCGGAUAUUGUGUUGCAGCCGGGGGCGGGGGUGGCGACGGCGUUUUAUGACGCGAAGAGGGAGACGGUUUAGGGGUGGAGGAUU